Molecule: messenger RNA, 6794 nt
Organism: Phacochoerus africanus (Common warthog)
Lineage: Eukaryota; Metazoa; Chordata; Mammalia; Artiodactyla; Suidae
Gene: MAPRE1
Product: microtubule associated protein RP/EB family member 1
Exons: 7
Coding region: 103-909 (268 amino acids)
Biological process (GO): spindle assembly; regulation of microtubule polymerization or depolymerization; protein localization to microtubule plus-end
Cellular component (GO): spindle midzone; microtubule plus-end; microtubule organizing center
Molecular function (GO): microtubule plus-end binding
Source: RefSeq, a predicted model, not a curated record
UCAUCGCGCGGGUGAGCGGGCGGGGUCGGGCGGUUUGAACUAGACGAAGACGGAACCGGAGCCGGGUACGGACAGCGGACGUGGUCCCGCGGAGAGCCGAAGAUGGCAGUGAAUGUGUACUCAACGUCCGUCACCAGCGAUAACCUCAGUCGACAUGACAUGCUGGCCUGGAUCAAUGAGUCUCUGCAGUUGAAUCUAACAAAGAUUGAACAGUUGUGCUCAGGGGCUGCCUAUUGUCAGUUUAUGGACAUGCUGUUCCCUGGCUCCAUUGCCUUGAAGAAAGUGAAAUUCCAAGCUAAGCUAGAACAUGAAUACAUCCAGAACUUCAAAAUACUACAGGCAGGUUUUAAGAGGAUGGGUGUUGACAAAAUAAUUCCUGUGGACAAAUUAGUAAAAGGAAAGUUUCAGGAUAAUUUUGAAUUUGUUCAGUGGUUCAAGAAAUUUUUUGAUGCCAACUACGAUGGGAAAGACUAUGACCCUGUAGCUGCCAGACAAGGUCAAGAAACUGCGGUGGCCCCUUCCCUUGUUGCUCCAGCUCUGAACAAACCGAAGAAACCUCUCAGCUCUAGCGGUGCAGCUCCACAGAGGCCCAUUGCAACACACAGAACUACUGCAGCCCCUAAGGCUGGCCCAGGUGUGGUGCGGAAGAAUCCUGGUGUGGGGAACGGGGAUGACGAAGCAGCCGAAUUGAUGCAGCAGGUCAACGUACUGAAACUUACCGUUGAAGAUUUGGAGAAAGAGAGAGAUUUCUACUUUGGAAAACUGAGAAACAUUGAAUUGAUUUGCCAGGAGAAUGAGGGGGAAAACAACCCUGUAUUGCAGAGGAUUGUGGACAUUCUCUAUGCCACAGAUGAAGGCUUCGUGAUACCCGAUGAAGGGGGCCCACAGGAGGAGCAAGAAGAGUAUUAACAGCCUGGACCAGCCGAGCAACAUCCGAAUUCUUCACUCCAAAUCAUGUGCUUAACUGUAAAAUACUCCCUUUUAUUAUUCUUAGAGGACUCACUGGUUUCUUUUCAUAAGCAAAAAGUACCUCUUCUUAAAGUGCACUUUGCAGAAGUUUCACUCCUUUUCCAAUAAGUUUGAGUUAGGAGCUUUUACCUUAUAGCAGAGCAGUAUUAACAUCUAGUUGGUUCACCUAGGGAACAAAGAGGCCGACCAUGGGGCUCACCAUGUGGAUGCUGGUAACACUGAUGCUGGAGAAGGGAUUUUUGCGUAAUAUACUGAGGUGGAGACCUCAGUAGAGAAAUGUAAAGACUGAUUUGAAUUUUAAGCUAAUGUGAAAUCUUGGCAGAGAACGUUUAGUAAAUAAAUGCCUUAAGAGUAUUUAAAAGAUGCUUCCAUAUUUCAAAAUAUAAAAUAUAACAUGACGGAGAUUUUAUGUGUUUGGCAUGGUGUCUGGGAAAGAAGGGCCAGAACCUGGAACCUUUGGAACCUGCAGUUCACAGCCCUUGCAGGGCUGCUUGAUCCUCGUAGGCCCAGACCUUGGCCCCAAAGGAAAGUUUAAAAAGUUGCUCUGUAAAGCUAUUUAGUGUCCUUGACCAAUUGCAUCCCUGCUCAGAAGCCAGAGGCAUUGUUGCCUGGAUGAAUAAAGGGUGAGUUUCAGCCCUGAGAUGUUUGAAGCGAAGAGCGUGAUUUUCAUUGAGCAUUUUUCUGGUGAUUUUUCCAGUUUUUCCUGAAAUUUCUAUGUAUUGUGUUUUUGUUUUUGUUUUUUAUUUUGGUUUUUUUUUUUUUUUUGAAAUGAGGUGUGUGUCCAGUUUUUAAAUCUACCAGCUACUUUUGGGGACUUGCCCACAUCUCUGGGAUUUGAAUGGGGGUUGUGUCCCGUUUUACUGUCUUUUAAGUUUACAUUAAACAUGUUCCUUCUCUGCUCCCCUUGCCCACUGGGGACUCCUCUUUGGCUCCUUGAAGUUUGCUGCUUAGAGUGGAAGUUCAGCAGGCAGGUGAUCAUGCCGCUGAGUUCUUUGUGGACCUCUGGCAAAGGGAGUGAUCAGUGAAGGCCAUCACGAUCUUGGGAUCUGCAAGGCUGGGUGUUUUCGGUACCUGCUGUCCACAGCCCUCCACUGUUAUUGGAAUACUUUGCCAGUGCACUAAUCUCUUUGGAGAUAAAAAUGUUAGCGUGUUACUAAAUGUUAAUUUUCUUUUGCAGAAAAUACAGUACCAUGUCUGAAUUAAUUAUUAAUAUUUAAAAUAUUUCAUUCCUUAACUCUCCCUCAUUUGCUUUGCCCACAGCCUGUUCAGUUCCCCUGUUUUGGCAGAAUUCUGCAAAAUGUGUGUCACCCACUACUGAGAUUGUUCGGCCCCUGAUGUUUUUGUAUUGAUUUGUUUCUGGUGGUAGCUUGUCCUAAAAUGUGUGUAGCAAGCAGGUAUUUUAUGAUAAAAUUGUUGUGUAGUGCAUGCUUUGUGUGGAAUUCAGAGGAAAACCCAGAUUCAGUGAUUAACAAUGCCAAAAAAUGCAAGUAACUAGCCAUUGUUCAAAUAACAGUGGUGCCAUUUCUCUUUUGUGGCCUUUUAGACUUUUGUUGCCCUAAAAUUCCAUUUUAUUGGGAACCCAUUUUCCACCUGGUCUUUCUUGACAGGGUUUUUUUCUACUUUAAACAGUUUCUAAAUAAAAUUCUGUAUUUCAAGAGUGUCAUGUCUUCUGAAAUUUGUCUUGCCCUGGGUAUAUUCUUUUAGGUUCAAAUGAUUAAGGUACCCAUGCUUCUUUCUUAAAUUAGGUCUAAUCUUUUGAAAUCCUUCGCUGUUUUUUCAAAUGUGCUUAUUUCUAAGCCUGUUUCUUUUUUCUCUAUUCUUUUCAGUACAUUUCUCAGUCUCCUGCUGUUUCACACUCUCCUGUUACUGUGAGAGAUCUUUCAGAAGUCCAAGGCUUAGCCUAGCUGCCAUGAAACCUUUUCAGGCUGUUUCCUCCAGAGAAAUACAGGACAGAGCUUGGUGGAUACCAUGGGGCAAUGCUUUUUUUUUUCCCCCUGAAAGUAUAUUUCAAAGUCAGUGAACACAGUCAGUCUAUAAUGUAACCUGAAAUCAUCACCAUUUUUUCUUCCCUUUUAAAAUUCUGUGCUGUAAGAGAUGAAUUCAGAAGACGACAUGCUGCCAUUUCCAGUGUGAAAGUUAAAUGGGCAGAAGGAAGUUUUCAGUAUGAUCUUUAGGGUACCCACAUAGGGCUCUGUAAACCCCACUUGAUGAUGAUGUUGCCUAGGUUUAUACACCACAUUAAUUCCUCUAGAGUUAACGUUAUGAUACCUUCCUUAAAAUGUUAGGUACCUUCAGAAGGAACUGGAUACCGUGUGUGUUGGUAAUCUACAAGAAGAUACCUCCAGGAGUGCAUGGUUUGUGAAGAUUAUGUUGAGUAAUAUCAGCUGAGAAGUUACCUUGGAAAGAGUGAAGCUGAUACUGCAUGUACCUCUGACCUAAUUAGUCCCUUGGCCGGGCUCUUUAGGCUGAGGCAACACAGAGUCUUAUAACAUGACCGAUUCAGGUUAGAUCACUGGUGCGGUAAACUUGAAGAGCUGCUUUGUUUGCUUGGCGAGGUCUGUGUUGUAUUCAGGAUAGGUAUACAGAUGACUUCUCUGGCUGGAUUAAGAUGUAGGACUCACUCGUGGUGGUCCUCAAGGUGAUGGGCAUCAGAAUCACCUGUAGAACUUGAUUGGCAUACUUCUGAAGUCCAGUCUCAGAAAUUCUGAGUCAGGAGGUUAGAAAUCUGCAUUUUACUUCGUAUCUUGGGUGAUAUGGGCUUAUUGUAGUCUUCAGACCUGUAUUUUGGCCUUAUAUUUAUGCCUACAAGUUCAAGUCUGAUUCUGGCAGGGGGGACAUCAGAGUGGAGUCCUUGUAGGUCCCUUCCAGCUUUGCGACUUUGGGCCUAAUUAAUUGAUCUCUUUUCUCGUUCUGACCUGCAUGCAGGGAUGGUGAUUUUGGCUGCAGUGUCUCCCUCACUGGGUGCUUGUUGAGAUCAGACAGAGUUGGGAAACAGAAAAGGCGACCACCCUGUUAGAAAGCCCCACUUGGGUUCUUCAAAUCCAGACUGAAAUUGUUUAUAGAUCAGAAGAGUUUUAGGACAAGGUUUGUGUAUCCUGAGAAUUCAGGAGGUUGUUCCUUAAGAGAUGCCUUGAGUGUUUUGUAAAAUAAAUAGCAAGUUCUUCUAAUGUUGCUUUUUCAGCUUUUUGGUAUUGAUGAGUCUAGGUCUUUUCAAUUUUCAGACUGAUUUUGAUCCUGUUUUUUCCCCAAGUGAAGUUAUGGUCUCAAGCACACCUUCCACCAUUUUCUUUUAAGUGAAGGUUCAGUGAUGCAGUAAUUCAGAUUUGUUGAUUUAAAAACAGGUAUUUUCUUUAGGGUUUGCUUUCUGGAAUAGUAAGUUUUGGAAAGGAAGCAGUUUUCUUUUGCUGUACCAAAAUGACUCUAGGGAAGUUUUUCUUUAAGGAUUGCUUUAUGAGAUUUGGUAUGAGCAACUCCUUUUGUGAUGUGUACCCUAGUUCACCAUAGUCUACAGGCAAAACCUAGGCUCUAGAGCCUGAUGAGCCUAAUCAGAUUAGCUUGCUAGUAUGUGGGUGACCCAAAUCUGACUGCUGUCAACAGAGUGGAAGUAAUUGCUUUGAACCAAGCUGAACCUGAGCCUGUGGUCAGUGUUUGUAAAUCAUCAGUCAUUUUGCUGGUCUGGCACUGUUGCUGUCAACUGGGAGUACGUCAAAUACUAUUUGAAUACAUACAUUCCAGCUGUAAAAAUUUAAAACCAGAUGAGUUCACGUUUAGUUCUGAUACUUGCCGCUUUCUUCUCAGUUUUCAGAUGUGAAAAUAUAGCUGAGUACAUAGAGUCCUUGUAAGAAAGCCCACAGAGGGAUUCUGUGUUUUUACUUUGAACUUGACUGUCCUUAGAGCCAUCACCCUAGAUAGAUGCCUUCAGCCAGGUCGUUAUGCAGCUGUAAUUUGUGAAGGGCUUUUUCUUCUUGGACUUAAUCUGAGUUGGAAAAUAAUGUUAUCUUAGUCUUGGGAGCACAGAGCUUUCUGUUGAGGUUAUAAUCAGGUUGCUUCAUUAAUUUGGUUAUCUAGGUAUAAGCAGGUCUGGUCUUCGAGUUGGAGUUCUAAGCCCCUUAUUCCAGGAUACACACACACACACACUCUCUCUCUGCCCCCCCAUAUAUAUGCAUAUGUAUAUAUAUAAAAAUAUAUAUAGUUUAAAAAUUAAAGUAACCUGUAUUUCCUUUGUGUUGGUGGCUUGAGGCUUUGAAAUGUAAGUGAAAGUAGCCUUCACAGACAUGUUUUUGUGGAUUUGGAGAGGCAAAUCUUUGUCCUGUGAUCAUUUCAAAGCACAUUAGGAUUACAAAGUGAUCUGUUAGCAGUUUGAAAUUCUGUAAGGUGUCUUACUUUAAAAAUGAAAAAAAAAAUUUUCCCCUUAAAUUUACCUUGGUUUACUUUGAAUGUUUUUCAGUCUGCAGGAAUCAUUGGUGAGGAUAAGCUGGAUGCAGGUAUGAGGAACAGGAGGAAGAGCAGUUUAUUCCCUUUACUGAUGUGUUUAGUUUUUCAGUUUUCGUGGUGGGAAGCUGGUAGUGAGAGUCCAUCAGAGUGAGUCCUAACACUAGUUUCCUGCGGGGACAAAGAUGAGUUUAUAAGAUGCAGCCUUUAUGGAUGAGUGACAAAUUGCAGGGCAGACUAUGAGAGUUAAGCCAGGGUCAAGCAUGCAAGUGGGUAGCCUGAAUAUAUAAAGGGAGUGUAUUUAUAUAUAUAUAGGUGAGCCCUUCUGUCACCUUUUACUAGAAUGAAGGAAGGAGAAGUGCUGCGAUCGGGAGGCCAAGGACCAGCAGUUGAGACCAGGGGCCUCUUCCAGGUCUGGAAGAGGCCCCUGGUCUGCAGAAUGUGGCCUUUCAUUGGCUCAGUGGGAAAAUGAGUGAGGAUGCAUCCCCCAGGAUCCCUUCUGAGCCAGGAAAAAGUUAACUUAGGUCUUUAGAAGCUAGUGGGAUACCGGAGCCAGAAAGAAUGGGAGAGUGAGUGCCCAGUUCCAGCAAAUGUUACCUUUGGAGGCCAGUUUUCAUCAGCUGAGGAACAGUUUUGGUUCAGAGAAAAGCCCAAUGCUUCUCAGCAUCAACUACAUACAUUGUGCAUGUGAAAUUUUGAAAAAAUUUGCACUGAUAAGAAAUGGUUUGUAAAGUGUACAACAUUUGUGUUUUAAUAAAAGUUGUGACUCUAAAAGAUUUUGACAGAUGAAGUAAAAAGUGGCUCAACACAUGUGUUUGGCUAUUUUUCCCCUCCACAGGCUGCAAGCUACAGGGAGAGCUUUGCUAAUAAACCCACCCCUGAACCACCAUUUAGUGCAAGAAAUCUAAUUGUGUUGUACCCAGGAUCUGUUAUAGUUUAGCCUUGUCUAAACUUGAGUGACUUUCAGAUUUCUUUCCUCUCUUGCUUGUCUCACAGUUGUUUGAUCACGUCGUAUUUAGAUUUCUCAUAAUGGGGCCCAUUUAUAUAUUGUGAAGUAGUAGUGAUCUUAAGAUCCAGCAUACCUCAGGGUCUUCUGGCUCUUAGCAUUGUAAAGGUUUCUAACCUGAUAACUGCCUUUUUUUUUUUUUGUAUUUUAUAUGUUUUUCUACAAAAUAAUGUGAGUGUUAAACAUGUGUAAUUAUAUAUGACUGCUGUUUUUACUUUGAAAAUUUAAACCCUGCCUGGAAGAAUGGAAUAAACUGUUUUUUAUAGGUAGCUGUAGGCUAAUCCCAGCUUGUCCCUGUGUGUGAACCUCCUUCCCUAUUAAUUUUAAAGGCUGAGAGAAGAAACAGUAAUUCAGUGUUGAAUGAAAUAAAAAUUAUUUUUAAAAAUUU